This is a messenger RNA of Megalobrama amblycephala (Wuchang bream), 9417 nucleotides long. RefSeq lists its product as uncharacterized. NCBI's taxonomy places the organism in Eukaryota, Metazoa, Chordata, Actinopteri, Cypriniformes, Xenocyprididae. The record is from RefSeq and is a predicted model, not a curated record. Gene Ontology annotation, molecular function: guanyl-nucleotide exchange factor activity. The coding region runs from base 566 to 5332 and encodes 1588 amino acids. Gene Ontology annotation, biological process: regulation of ARF protein signal transduction. The transcript has 17 exons.
AGCAGCGCUUUCCGACCUACUGCACUUCUAGUAGGAGAAGUAUGGUAGAGCGUGAUUUAGAACAAACCUCGUGCUCCUACCGGCGGGGCUGAUGUCUGACUCUAUUAGUUAGACACACUCUGUUCUCUGCUGUCCUUUUCAUUCCCCCCCAAAACACGAAUGCAAGACCGAGUCGAGGAGCUGUCCACUUCAGCACCGCCAGCGGUACAGCCCGGUACAACCCAGGCAGAGCCUCAUGAUGAAGAUGAUGAUGAUGAUGAUGCUGCUGAGUGCAUGCGGACUGCAGUAACACACCAGCAGCAGCACCAACAGCCCCGCAUUCCUCCAUCCACACAGCCACCUGAGCCUCCGGUGCAAUGGUCCAUGCCAUCUCCAUCUGUAGUGGCUGGUCUGGCAGGAGAGGGUAUCUGAAGAACGGCAGCUCCAUGAACUAAAAAUACACUCACAGACAAGUCAUAGGAGUUUACAAACUGACCCGAACAGGAAAGGGAUCUCUGUCUUUCUCUGUCUAUCUUUUCUUCAGUCUUCAUCUCAGUGUCACUUUGUGUUGUACUGUUAUGACGCCAUGUCUCAAACUGGAAAAGUCCUUCAUUUGUAUGUGGAGGUGAGAUCCCCACCAGAGCAUGAUGGGAAAGGUAGUUCCUGUGAGACGACAGUGGAGCAAGAUGGUCCCGUUGAGGCUUUGACCAAAUUAGCACAGGCGGCAUCUGAAUUUACCACAACUCCCAGCAGCACAUUCAAACCAAAUGUAAGCUUCCUACUACAGCCCUCACACAGUUCUCUGGAUUCCCCUCAAAGACGCAGCAUUCCCCAGCAAGAACCAUUCCAGCAGGUGUCCUCUGGUCUCAAUAACAACAUUGACUGUAAACAAUUGAAACAUGUCCACUCGUUGUCAUACUCUGGACGGACACCUGGUCCGGGGACUCCUUGUCGAGCCUGCAGUCAUCACCAGGACUCUAAACCAGAGCUCGGACAGAGGUCUGUGGUUACUUUCAGCUACAUUGAGAAGCCCCACAUCAAAACUGUAGAGAGUCCUUGUAACAGUCCCAGUGGAAUAAAGGAGGCAGCAGCUUGCCCACGUAAGAGGUGUAGCGAUUCAAAGCGGUCUCGACCUGCUGAAUCUUCCUGCAAUAAUAGUCCAUUUCACCAGCACAUGGGUUAUCCAGGAUUUUGUUCCUCUACUUUGGAUCCCAUUGGUCAAGCUGCAACACAGCGAGCCCUGGAGGAGUUUGGCUCUCCCCAGUUGAGGUGUAAGUUUUCCCGUGGCCCAGACUGGAGUCCGGAGUUUCACCAACGCCAGAGGGCACGAUGCCAGUCUUGGGCAGGUUCACCAGUGCCAAACUGCAGUGCCUACCGCCUUGAUCCUGACCCAGGCAGGGUAGGAGCUGCAUGUGGUGUCUCCAAAAGCCCAGCAUCAGAUGCUUUCUCAUCCCACACGGGGCAUAACAGCCAGCAGAAAUCCACCUCCAGGUCCCAAGGAUGCCCCAACCAGAACCUCCCUUCAAAACAAGACACUUCCACUCCAGUCAGUCAAAGUUGGGGAAGCCGGGCUGAAGACAAGCCUCUGUCAGGACAAAGAACUAGCCUCACAAACACACCCACUCAUGGUUUGAACCAGCUGAGUGGAAGCAAUAACUCCUCAGCCCUGAAAAGUCCUGAGGUUGCCCGCAAGAUUGCAGAAGAGGCCACCAAAGUGUCGACAAUUUUCAACGAGGUCCGCAGUUCUCCUCCUCCCAUUGUUUUCAGAUCUAAUGUAAGCAGCACAAACUAUGGAUAUUCUUCUAGAGAAAUCCAGCAUGAGACCUUACAACAGAGUCCAGUGCAGCAUUUGGCUGUUAAGAUGAACAUACCUGUGCACGAAGACCAUUCUACAACAAAUGGGGUUCAUCCGCACCUGCAUGAAGCAACAGCUACUAAGAGUUCAGAUGUAAGAGAUGACCUGGCCAAUCACUCAUUCUGCUCUGUACCAGUGGGAGCACCUGAUUCUCCAGCCCUCCCGUCUCGUCUUCUUCGUCCAAGUCUGUCCAAUGCAGAUGUGUGUUCUCCACUCCGAGAUCCACGUCAGCUUAGGGCUGACCUGCCAGUCUCUGACAGCCCCACUUUACACCGUCACAAGCCUCCACAGUACACUGGAGAGGAGUGGACCUCUGGGGAACCCUGGUUCCUGGACGAGGAGGACUGGGAUGACCAUGUCAUUGCAGAAAGCGUGGAGAUCUCCAGGCGGUUGUUUAUCGGUCAGAGUGUGGACGAUUCUCCAGUCAGCUGGACAUCUAGACAGCAGUGGAAAGAGCAGGCAAAGAAAGAGGAAGUGAAGUUCAGUUUGACAGAAAAGAGCAGCAGUCCAGUGUACAGAAAAAGGGAUAGGGUUGAAAUCAUAGAACAAGGACAGGAGAAUUUUAGCAAUUCAGUGUGUGGAACAGACCACAGUCUAGGGGAAAGAGUAGAGGAGAUGACCAGGAUAACGCAGCAACAGAGACAGGCAGAAUGGAGGAGAAGGCAGGCUUUGCUUCUAGGGCCAGUGGUAUUAGAAGAAGGAGAUGGGGAGAGAGGGGAGGAUGAACAGGGGUUUGGAGAACACCAGGCUUUGGCUGGGUCAUCCCCGAGCUCCAGUGGAGUAACGGGAAGCCUAGGAGACAGAGAUUGCAUCUCACCUGAGUCCAGCCAGAACAGCAACCACUCAGAUCACCCAUCAUCAGGAAUACAGUCUGAUGGCGGUUCUUUGGUGCCAGGUCCAUCUCUGCACUGUCAGAAAAUUGCUCGUGCCAAGUGGGAGUUUCUGUUUGGCACUCCAGUAGAAAACACUGCCAGUGAACGAGAGAAGAAUGUUCCAGAAUCCUCCACAGCUCCACCAAGUGGUCACUCCACCCCAAUCCCGCCCUCUUUUCUGCCACUCGAGGAGCUUGCUCUGAGAGCUAAUCACGAUGUUCAACAUGUAGAGGUGGAGUUAGUGACUCCGCCCCCUGCCGCCCCAGGCACCUCCCCCAAAACUGGCAUAAUUCGGCGAACUUUAAAAUACUCUGAGACCGAUCUGGACGCCGUUCCGUUACGAUGUUAUCGGGAGACAGACAUAGAUGAAGUGCUGUUAGCAGAGCAAGAGGAUGCUGACUCAGCGUUUGGAAGUAACCGAAGUGUCAUGGGAACUUCCUGCGCUGGGAGCAGCCCUCUAGGAGAGAUGCCGAAUGAAAGAACAGAUGGACAGGAGGAUGAUGAGGAGGAGGAAGAGGAGGAGGUUGCGAGCUGGGUCACUGUCAGGAUGCAGGGCGACGUGAGGAGAUUGCUGGCCGAUCAGGAGAGAAACGAAGAAGAGGAGUUUUACAGCAUGAUGCUAAAGAGGCCCCGAGAUCAUUUCAUUAAUGACCACCCGGCUCUGAAAUCCCCCAUCCUGGUCCGUGGCCCUCGAAGAAGGUCCGGAGACAGUUUGGACACAUUCAGCCGGCAUUUUGAGAACAUCAUGGAGUCACAUCGUGCCAAGGGCACCUCGUACAGUAGUCUGGACAGUCUCGACCCUCUGACCUCUAGCACUCAAACGGUCCUGACCUUUGACCUCCCCACACUGACUCCGCAAGUGCAAGGUCAGAUCUACCAGAGUGUGCGGCAAAUUGUGGAGCUCAGCUUUGCUCCAUUGGCUCACAUAGAGAUGCCCAGCCUCUCAGAGUCUGUGCUGACAAUAACAGGAGACACCGAUGCCACAAGGGCGCCAUCCAGUGAACGUCUCAGCAGUGGGUCUGACGAUCGCAACGGGCAGAGUUGGCAGAGCAACCCACCACUUACAAUGCCCAGAGAGAAAUCUCCUCGCUUCACUGCAGACCCAGAGUUGGAUCAGGAACUGAGCGAGCGUUUGGGUUUAGGCAGUAAUGACACUCUCAGUAACGGCAACCGCGCUGACCUGGAAGCUGCCAAACGUCUGGCCAAGCGGCUCUUCAACCUCGACGGCUUCAGGAAGUGUGACAUUGCACGUCAUUUGAGUAAAAACAAUGACUUCAGUCGCAUGGUGGCAGAGGAAUAUCUGCACUACUUCAAUUUUACAGGAAUGACUUUGGACCAAGCGCUAAGGGCAUUUCUAAUAGAGUUUGCUCUGACGGGUGAGACGCAGGAGAGAGAGCGAAUCUUAGCACACUUUUCCCGUCGAUAUCUGCAGUGCAAUUCAUCUCUCACACUAUCCGAAGACAGUGUCCACACGCUGACCUGCGCCCUCAUGCUGCUCAACACAGACCUGCACGGCCAUAACAUUGGAAAGCGAAUGUCCUGCACUCAGUUCAUCGGGAAUCUGGAAGGAUUAAACAGUGGCAAUGAUUUUCCUAAAGACCUCCUCAAGGCCCUGUACAACUCUAUUAAAAAUGAAAAGCUGCAGUGGACAAUCGAUGAAGAAGAGUUACGUAAGUCGUUUUCGGAGCUGGGAGAGCAUCGAGGGGAGUCAAACUCCAGAGGAAUGAAGCGGACGGGCAGCGGUUUAGUUUCUCCGUCUGGUGCACUUCUCUAUAAAACAGGUUUCUUGGUGAGGAAGGUCCACGCUGACUGUGAUGGAAAGAGAACACCUCGUGGGAAAAGAGGAUGGAAAACAUUUUAUGCUGUUCUUAAGGGACUCAUCCUUUACCUGCAGAAGGGCGAGUAUCGGCCGGAUAAACAGCUAUCCGAUGAGGAUUUGAAGAAUGCUGUGUCUAUUCACCAUUCCUUGGCCAUCCGAGCCACAGACUACAGCAAACGGCCAAACGUGUUUUACCUCCGGACCGCUGACUGGAGAGUCUACCUCUUUCAGGCCCCGAAUGCUGAACAAAUGCAGUCUUGGAUCACACGCAUCAACACGGUGGCGGCUAUGUUUUCAGCCCCGCCCCUCCCUGCUGCCAUUGGCUCACAGAAGAAAUUUAGUCGACCACUGCUGCCAGGCUCCGCCUCCAAGCUAUCGCAGGAGGAGCAGGUACAGGCUCAUGAAUCCCGAUUUCGCUCCAUCUCCACUGAGCUUGUACAACUGCGCUCUUAUCCACCUGACCGAAAGGUGAAAGGUCGUGAACUUGAAGAGUACCGGCUGAGAGAGGAAUAUCUAGAGUUUGAGAAAACGCGCUACGAGACGUACAGCAUGCUCCUGCGGGCGAAGCAGCGCUGCGGCGACGACGACCUGUCUGUGUUUGAAGCCAUGCUCCUGGAGGAAGGGGCGCUGCAGAGAGCUCAGUCCAGCCCCUCGCUGCAGGACAGCAGUUUGACCUGCAGCACCAGAGACGGUCCGAGCCAGAGCACCGCCGCCUGCGGCGCACAAGAGCCUCCCGGCAACGGCAACAACGGCUGCUCCCGCGGCCAGGGCCAGAGACACAGCUACCGGCAGGCCGUCCGCAAGUGAAGCCGCCGCCACAUCCCACAGGAAGCUCGCUGUACUGGAGAGGAAGUGAGGUCUCUCUCUUUCCUGGGUGCGCCCUCCUGCUCUGUGUGGCAUCAGGAAGUGCUGUUGAUUCUGACUGAAUCUGACUCUGUGAUUGGCUGAUGGGUGGGUGAUGUCACAAUACAAGGUGCUAUGGAAUCUGGAUGGGAGAACGUGUUUCUCGGAGGAUGCAUAAAAUGUUCCUUUGCCUUCUAGUUCUCGGUUUCUUCUGCGACUUUUCGCCUAAAGCCAUUUCAUCGCACUACUAAGGCCUGGUGUGCCUAAACAUCUUCAAAACCAUAUAAAAAUACGUUUUUAGUUUUUCAUCCCUAGAAAUAACGUACGAGGCAUAUUAAAAAUUCACGCGACGCGUACGCCGCCUGAGAACGCUCAACGAGGCGACGUCACGGUAAAACACAAUGCUUGUUAUUUGCCAUACGGGCGUCUGUUUUCAUGUGGUGUUUGGGACCAGUAGACGAACAGAAAACAGGUAUCUGAACUAAUAGCCCGUAUGCAACUAGUCAUUUCUACAUGUUGUUCUCCAGCAUUAGCGAUCUGUAAUUGUACAAUAAUGCACAGGGACAUCAUAGUCACGAAUUACACCUUAAAAUCCAUCCAUUUGCGCAGCAAAACCCCGUUUUGCCCUAAAACAACUUUUGCACUGAACACUAAGUAUUAUUACACUGCAGAACUCAUUUGCUUAAUCAGUAUUUUUGUCUUUUUUUUUAAUAAAAAUAUAUAAACAUCCUUAAAACGAGAUCUGUUUAGUUGAGAAAUGAAUUUUGGAUAUUGAGUCUUGAAUUAAGUUUGUUUUCUCAACCCAUCGACCCAUUUUUUUGUAGUUUUUAAGCACAAACCUUUAUAAAUUUUGUUAGAUUUAUGCUUUAAACAGGAAAAAUUGAUUUCAAAAUAAAUUCAAAAUAUAUUCUUGACAAAAGUACAUUUUAAGGAUGUUUAGAUUUUGUUUGCUGAAAAUUAAAAUGAGAUCCAUUUAGUUAAGAAACAAAUUUUGAAUUAAGUUUGUCUUCUCACCCCAUCGGCAGAUUAUUUUUUGGGUUUUUCGUCGUUUUUUUAAGCACAAACCUCAAUAUAUUUUGUUACAUUUAUGCAUUAAACAGGAAAAAUCGAUUUCAAAAUAAGAAAAAUAAACUUAAUUCAAUAUAUAUUCUUUGAAAACAAGUCUUAAUAGGCAAAAGUUGAGAAACAAAUUGUGUGUAUUGAGUCUUGAAUUAAGUUCGUUUUCUCAACCCAUCGACAGGUUUUUUUUUUUUGUUGGUUUUUUUUGUAGUUUUUAAGCACAAACCUUUAUAAAUUUUGUUAGAUUUAUGCUUUAAACAGGAAAAAUUUAUUUCAAAAUAAGAAAAAUGAACUUAAUUCAAAAUAUAUUCUUCACAAAAGUACAUUUUAAGGAUGUUUAGAUUUUGUUUGCUGAAAAUUAAAAUGAGAUCCAUUUAGUUAAGAAACAAAUUUUGGAUUUUGAGUCUUGAAUUAAGUUUGUGUUCUCAACCCAUCGGCAGAUUAUUUUUUGGGUUUUUCAUCGUUUUUUAAGCACAAACCUCAAUAUAUUUUGUUACAUUUAUGCAUUAAACAGGAAAAAUUCAAUAUAUAUUCUUUGAAAACAAGUCUUAAUAGGCAAAAGUUGAGAAACAAAUGUUGUAUAUUGAGUCUUGAAUUAAGUUUGUUUUCUCACACCAUCCUCUACUUUUUAAGCACAAACCAUUGCUAAAUUUAGUUCGAUUUAUGCUUUAAACAGGCAAAAUAAACUUAAUUCAAGAUAUUAUCUUUGAAAACAAGUAUCAAUAUGCAAAAGUAAAUAUUAAGGAUGUUUAGAUAUUUUUAGUGAAAGACGAAAAAAACAAACGUUUGAGAAAAUGAUUUCUGCAGUCAAGCGAACGAACAGACGCGUAACUUUUGUCUGUAUAGUUCAUUUCUUGAAUAUGCUCUAUUUUAGCUUCUUGUCCUUGUCUUUCUGCAUUAUUCUCUUGGCUGAAUGUUGUCUGCUGUGUACGGCAUGGCUGACUAGUGACAAUCUUUGGUGUUUGUUUGGUUCAACAGAAACCGGUAGGAGGCGUGCGGUGUGUAGAUCAUGAGUCAAACGGACCUGUUACCCACGCAGCGCACUGAAUGUCAUCUUUUUCCUGUUAAAUGCAGUUAGUCAGUGUUUAAGACGCACUUCCCCUUAUUGCUUUCUUAUGUAAUCGAUGAGAGAGAGUGUGUAUAUGCGCAAAAAUAUAUCACCUAUAUAAGGAAUGUUUUAAAACUUAUAAUGAAUGUGGUUGUCAAAAUCCAAACUGCCACAUGCAAUAUUCAGCAUAGGCCUGUUUGUGUGAUCAACGCAUAUGUGGAUGUUUAAUUUACACGGCACGCGGCUUCCUGUGACACGAUGAUGACGAAUAUACUUCGAACGGGUGCUUGAAACCGUUGAAUGUACCAUGUGUUUGACCAUGGUGACGAGACUCUGGCAUCACAUUUCAAUCUCGAGCAUUGUUUUUCUUUCAUGGUUCCUUUUGCGGAUAUUGUGUGGUGUUUCAGUGGUGUAAAAAAAGUCGAAACGUACAGUGUUACAGUGAGUCUAAAGGGCGAAAGAAAUACAAGUGAAAAAAAAAGUCUGUUUAUGAACUUUGUAAAGUCGUUUGGGUGAAUAUUGCAAGAAAACAUGUCAGAGUCACAUUUCACCCCAAAGUCAAGGGGGGAAAAAAAGAUUUUUUUUGGACUAUUAGAGGAUUAUUUAUUUGAUAUUGGCAUUAUGACAUUAUUCCCAUGACAAAUAGGCACAUUUUAUCUCCAAAUCCCAUUAUUGUAAUGCAUUAACUUUGCAAUUCCAAUUAUUUUUAGUGGCGAUACACAUUAGAUUCUGUCAUGAUGUAUUUCACAAUUUAUGAGAUAUAUAUAUAUAUAUAUAUAUAUAUAUAUAUAUAUAUAUAAUAUAUACACACACACAAACAAAUAUAUAUUAAAUAAAUUAAAACAUAUAAAUAAAUAAAACAUUUUUCCUACAUUUCAACAUUAUGAUGACAUUAUAUUGUCAUGAAUAUAGUGUCACAAUGCAGAAAUCUUAAUGAUCCUAAAAAUAGGCUUCAUCGUCCAAAACAUUUAGUUUUCAUUGAUUUGGGGGUGAAAUCAUGACCUUGACGAGUUUUGUGAGAUUCACUCAAUUCAUCAUCAACCACUAGUGUUGAUUUCGAUGAUAAAAUCUGCUGUUGUACCUAUAAUAUGGUACACUUUAUCAAUACAGCGCUGUAUAUCCAGAGAGCAUGAUGUGGAAUAGUUUUGUGCGAUUAUAGGUGAAUAUAAAGUCGGAAAGCCAUUCUCUGCUCAGGUGUCAUAUGAAUAUAAUGUAACUGUUGCAAUGCAUUCUUCUACCAGCAGAGAGCGCUGUCUUCAGCCAUACUUAUACCACAAGCACCAGAAUGAGAGUGGAAAGAUCCACUGAUAAACUGUUGGGUUUGUGUUUGCAUACAUAUUUAUUUGUCAUUUUGUUUACUUUUCAUGUGGACUGAGGUAAUCUGUCUUGGCGUAACCACUCGUCUGGUUAAAUGUCGAUUUAUUGUCUCUAAUUCUGCACAUACACACACUUGCGACCUGAGAUCGUGUCUGUCGUGUCCUGCUAUGAUGAAAUCAGUCGCCUCUGACCAAUAUGAUUAUCAUAUAAUACUAUAUUUUUAAUUAAGCAGCACCUGAAUGUACAUAAACAGCAUGAAAUUCUUCUGCUCUCAUUUGCAUCUUGUGUCUUGUUUGUUCUGAGGUGAAUAUAUGCAUCAUUUCUGUUGUUGAUUGAGUGUCGUCUGAUGACUCUUGGUGGAGGAUUGCUGCUUGUUUAAGCUUGUUAUAAUUGUAAAUGAGGACAAACUGAUAUUGUUAUAGACUGAAAGUGAAGGAAACACUACUUUGUUUUGUUUACUCUUUUUUUUAUUUCUUUGAAGUUUCUUUAUUCUUUCACUUUGUUCCUGGUCUUUCAUACAGUAUGUGGUUCGCUUGUAAAAAGUUCUGUAAGGACCGUGUUUGUACAGCCUCUCUUUAUGAUGGCCUAGAAUACAGAAAUAAAUGACAAACUAUAAUGAAAUGCA